This is a messenger RNA of Phycodurus eques (leafy seadragon), 3709 nucleotides long. RefSeq names its product non-SMC condensin I complex, subunit G (gene ncapg). The record is from RefSeq and is a predicted model, not a curated record. Gene Ontology annotation, biological process: mitotic chromosome condensation. Gene Ontology annotation, cellular component: cytoplasm; condensed chromosome; condensin complex. Lineage: Eukaryota; Metazoa; Chordata; Actinopteri; Syngnathiformes; Syngnathidae.
CGGAUUUGAAAACAGGCGGCAGAGUCGCGUUCGCGAACAAGCCGGAAAAGUAGUUGACCUCACUUGGAAUCACCACACGCGCGUUUAUUGGACUGUGUGUAUUAUGCAUGUUGCAGCUGUGUAGCGUCUCGUCAGAGCGAAGACGUUCAUUUACGCGGUGUAUUUCUCCCGGGGUUUUGUGAGGAGUGGCUUUGCUACAUUUGCUAACGACGACAGAGAGGAAAGUGCCAUUUCGACGCGCGCCGUCGUCGCCUUUCAAGGAAACAUGGCCGUCAAGGAGGCGUUUCAAUGCGCCCAGAAGGGCCACAACAACAAGGCCAAGCUGGUGGCGAGCCUGAACAACCGCUACAACGCUCUGGAGGACAAGACCUCGUUCCAUGAGGAGUUUGUCAGCAAUCUGAAACACGCCAUGAUUGUUUACAAGCGGGAGCCCGCUGUGGAAAAUGUCAUCGAGUUUGCGGCGAGAUUCGCCACAAGUCUCCAGUGUCCACCUAACGCAGCAGCAGCAGAAGCAGAAGCAGAACAACAGGAGGAGGAGGAGGAGGAGGAGGAGGAGGAUCAUCCAUUUUUGAGUUUCCUUUUCAACUUCUUGCUGGAGUCUCACAAGGCGAGCAGCCACGCAGUGCGCUUCCGCGUGUGCCAGCUCAUCAACAAGCUGCUCGGCAGCAUGGCGGAGAACGCUCGGAUCGACGACGACCUCUUCGACGGCAUCCAUCGAGCCAUGCUGGUCCGUGUCACCGACAGGUUUCCCAACGUGCGCAUCCAGGCCGCCUUGGCCAUGACUCGACUGCAGCAGCCGAGCGAUCCCGACUGUCCCACAGUCAAUGCCUUCAUGCAGAUUCUGGAAAAUGACACCAAUGCUGAGGUGCGCCGGGCUGUCCUCUCUUGCAUUGCCAUGUCUCCUCGCACCCUCCCGAGAGUACUCAAACGCACCCGUGAUGUGAAAGAAAAUGUCCGCAAACUAGCCUACCAGGUUCUGUCUGACAAGGUUCAUUUUAAAGCUCUGUCCAUUGCACAAAGAGUGAGUCUGCUGGAGCAGGGACUCCACGACACAUCAGAAGUAGUAAAGGAGAUGGUGUGCUCCCGUCUACUGCCUGCCUGGCUUUUUCGACUGGAUGGAAAUAUCCUGGAGCUUCUCCACAGGCUUGAUGUGGAGAACUGUGCCCAAACAGCUUUGGACAUGCUGAAAGCUAUUUUCAAAGGCUUGGACGCUGAUGAGUUGCUGCAGAACAGAUUGCAGUUGAACAGCAGGAAGCUCAUCCCGGCGGAGGCACUGACAUGCGAGAAUGUGCUUUACUGGCGAGCUCUGUGCAAGUUCAUCAAGGACAAAGGCGAUGGCGGUGACGAAAUGUUGGAGCAGGUCUUGCCGGACGCUGCCACUUACGCCGACUACCUCUAUGGGUAUUUGAAGGCGGUUCCGGUGCUGUCUGAGGAGCAGAGAGCAGACUUCAGCCAGCUGGAAUUGGUUAUGACCAAGGAUUUUAUCUCACAGCAGCUCAUCCAUCUCAUUGGCUGCCUGGACACCAACGAGGAAGGCGGGAGGAAGCGUGUUCUGGCUGUGCUGCAGGAGAUGUUGACUUUGCCACAGACGCCGUCCUCGCUGGUCGUCUUGCUCACUGAGAAGCUCCUCACACUCGUGCCCGAUGACCACCGACGCAUUCAGACCGUGGCAGAAAUCAUCUCGGACGUGCGGGCACCAAUCACGGAAGCGAGUCAGCCGGUGGACGAGAACGCCAGCCGCCGCCAGCAGGUUCAGCUAGCAGAGGUGAAGGUGCGCAUUAUGGAGGCCAAACACGCCCUAGAGGAGUGCAUCGCCGCUCAGGACUUCACCCGCGCCGCAGAAUUGAAGGAGAUCAUCUCAGAGCAGGAGAACCAGCGCAACAAGGUCCUCCAGGAGAUCGCAGCGAGCGUUCAGACGAUCGACAAUGAGAUUCGCACUGAGAAGAAUGACCCGGAGACGCUGCUGAGGUGUCUGACAAUGUGCGCUGAGCUGCUCAAGCAGAUGGACGUCAAGAAUCGAAGCAGCCCGACAAUAAGCGCUUUAAUGUCCUCACUGAUCCUGCCCAGCAUCGCAAGCGCUCACCCCACUGUCCGAAGUAUGGCUGUGGUAUGUCUGGGUAUAUGUGCUCUGCACAACAGGGAGGUUGCCAAAAUCCACAUGGUCCUUCUGCUACAGAUCGCUCAGCUGGACGAGGUCAAGAUUCGCAUCAGCGCUCUGCGAGCAGUCAUCGACCAGCUGCUGCUGUUUGGCUUCCAGCUGCUCUCUGACACCGGCAGCGGUCAGAAGCCUCAGCCGCCGGGAUCGCCAGACCAGGAGGCGGCGGAGGAAACGGCGGCACAGGCUGAAGUGAAGGGAGAGGACACCGCUCAGAGCAUUUUGGUGAUGCUGUCAGAGCUUCUGGACAGUGAGGUGUCGGAACUGCGCACGGUGACGGCUGAGGGUCUGGCCAAACUGAUGUACACGGGCCGAAUGUCCAGUGCUAAGAUCCUGUCACGUCUGGUUCUGCUGUGGUACAACCCGCUCACUGAGGACGACGUCCAUCUCCGACACUGCCUGGGCGUUUUUUUCCAGCUCUAUGCCAGGGAGAGCAGGGCCCACCAGGAAGUUGUGGAGGAGAGUUUCCUGCCGACUGUGCGCACGCUGAUGAACGCACCCGCCACUUCUCCGUUGGCCCAGGUGGACAUUAACAAUGUGGUGGAGCUCUUCGUGGAGUUGACCCGUUCGAGUGCGCUCGUGAAGCCUUCCGUCAACACGGAGCUCCAGGAAGUGAGCGUCCACGACUAUUUGGCGGUGCGCGUGUGCGGCGAGAUGCUGAGGGACCCGACCGCCCCCGAGGUGCGUCUCUACGCCAAAACCCUGAGCUACCUGGACGUGAGCGGGGACCAGACGGUCAAGAAAGACCUGCUGUCCCUUUUGCAGCAGCUCGUCCAGGUGGUGAAGGACCGCGUGUGUCUUCGCGCUCUGGACAAGAUGAUUUCUCAACUAGCAGAUUCUAGAGAGCAAGCAGAGCUCCUUGGCGCAUCCCCGCUGCGGCCGCUGGAUGUCAACGCAGACGAAACCGUAGCAGACGAGCCAUCAAAAUCAUCCACAAGAGGCAAAAGAGGUCAAAGGAAGGCCAGCACGGUCAAAGGAGGCAGAAAGCCAAGCAAGAGGACAGAGUCCUCCGAGGAGAGCAGUGAUGGGGAAAAUGUUCCUGCGGUGCGACCUUCUCGCAGAGCCAAAAUUGCAGCUAUAGAGAAGACAAAACUGGAUCUCAAUCCCCUCCUCAACCAGGAGGCCAACUUGUCUUGAAAGUAUGUUCACUGAAGUUUGCUUCCGUCAUCGUUUGUGCUGUCAAAUAUAUUUUAACCAUUUUAACAAUAAAGAUGUGGCCUGUGUAGAUUGCCUCCUAUAUCUAGAAUGAUGGUUGUUGUGUUUUUUUCAAAACAAAUAUUGAUUAAAAUGCAUUAGAAAAACAAUGAACAUUUAAGCAGUCUCGUUGGAUGUUUCUCUUGGAUCUGCGGCUAAUGGUAAAGCAAUUUCAAUAGAACAGCAUCUUUUAUGUUUGCAUUUUUUUUUUUAAUACGUUUACACAGUGACUUAAGUGUAAGUGUGUUUAAAACACGGAUCUGGGAGGAGUGCAACUACAAGGUCUUUUUUUUUUUUUUUUUGGUCUCACUGAUUUUACCCAUGGAAGGUGGUUCUGCUGUAUUAAAAUUGUGAAGCUCA